This is a messenger RNA of Apodemus sylvaticus (European woodmouse), 402 nucleotides long. Its product is annotated as cystatin-9-like. Gene Ontology annotation, biological process: antimicrobial humoral response. Gene Ontology annotation, molecular function: cysteine-type endopeptidase inhibitor activity. Bases 1 to 402 code for a protein of 133 amino acids. The transcript has 3 exons. NCBI's taxonomy places the organism in Eukaryota, Metazoa, Chordata, Mammalia, Rodentia, Muridae. The record is from RefSeq and is a predicted model, not a curated record.
AUGGCUCUGCCCUGGACAAUAUUACUGGCUCUCUCGGGUAUCUAUGUCCAGAGAGCUCAGGCAUGGUGUUCAGAAGAGGAUAAAAUCUACAUCGAUAAACCAGUCAGUGACCCUGACAUAGUGAAGUUUGCUCUGAGUGCAUUCAACAAGCAGAGCAAGGAUGAAUAUGCCUACAGGGUGACAAACAUCAUGAGUUUCUUUAAAGUACAGGAAAAACCACCACAAACUUUCUUCAUGAAGUUAAAGCUGACAAGAACCAUCUGUAAGAAGUACGAGGAAAGCCUAGACACCUGCCCCUUACCUAAACUGGAAUAUAUCCUCAUGUGCUCCUUCAGCAUCAGCAGCCCAGGCUCAAAACAGUUCAAGCUGUUGAAAAUGACUUGUUCCGAGGGGCUUCUCUGA